Molecule: messenger RNA, 2320 nt
Organism: Ooceraea biroi (clonal raider ant)
Lineage: Eukaryota; Metazoa; Arthropoda; Insecta; Hymenoptera; Formicidae
Gene: Cpap3-b
Product: cuticular protein analogous to peritrophins 3-B
Cellular component (GO): extracellular region
Molecular function (GO): chitin binding
Source: RefSeq, a predicted model, not a curated record
CCUGAAAACAUGUUCCUUGAGACCGGAAUGGUGGUUACUCGGGAUACCGUAUGCUAUUAUUAUAUUACUCUACGAGGAAUUGAGAAAGUGGUGGAUCAGAGAACACCCGGCAGGUUGGUGGGACGAAAAGACUUCAUAUUAAGGUAAGACAAUAAAGAGAAAUAUCGGAUAGAAAAGCUCUGGACUUGUACAAUAAAUAUAAAAAUGAACAAAUUAUACUAUUUUAAAAUGUAUGUAACAAGAACUUAGAUAUUUUGAAAUAAGAAGAGACAUAGAGUUCAUUUAUUAUCAAAGGAUUGCGAUAUUAUAUUUUGAUGCAUCAACUUGCAAAAAGAAUAGUUUCAUAAGUGACGACCUUUUCCCGACUCACUAUUUUCCAUAGUCGUGACUACAUCAUAUGGAGUCGAGAUCACAUGCAACUCUUCACCUUUCUAAAUAAAUCACGGCGAACGAAGCAAAAUAUCGUAAGGCAAAAUAUACGAGUAAGAGAAUUAAGUAGAGAAUUAAACUGUUUUACUAAAUAAUUUCAGAUCUAAAGAUAUAAUUAAAACAGUCAAAUAUUCUUUUAUCGCUCCAAAUUAUUAUUUCUUUAAAUUAAGAAUUAAAACUUUUAUGGAUAUCCACUUUUUAUCAUAAUAAAUUUUAUGUUUUCAUAAUAUCACAUUUUGUAUAUUACUAAAAGAAACUAGUGAGUAUACAUAUUAUUAUUUGGAAAAGAUUUUUGCUAAAAUGAGUUUGUAAAACAGAAUAAGUGUUUAUUUCUCAUGCGGUGGGUAAUAAUAAACAAAGACGAAAACUGGAAACAGCAAGAGACGAAACUGGAAUUUCACGUCGUUUCCUCGAUGGGUGGAAUAACUUUGAUGUCCUAAAAAUACCUCGCAGGUAACUCGCUGUUAAGGUUGCCAGGAAAUCUUAAUUUUUGCGGGACUACACUGCGUUCAUCACCCUUAGAACUUUUGACUUUUUUUCGUUAAAUUCCAUUUUAAUUUCAAAUUGUUAUAAUCUGUGAAAGAAAGAGUUGUGACAAAAUUCUAAUCUCGAUAUUUAUUCUUUUAGGUACAAUAUAUUAAGUAAUCACAUUAAAUACUCCAUUAAUUUAAUUGCGCAAGUAGGACAAUUUCCAAGGAAAGAAGAAAUUAUUAUAAAUAAUUUUACCUAAGUGAUCACCAAGUGUUGUAACCUCGUGGAAGAUAAAGUGGGGGUCGCAUAUAAGGCCGCAACGACCAUUCGACGAGACCCAGUAGUCUCUAGUCAUCAAUUCCACCACGUUACCAAGACUGGAGCAUCACACAAGUGACAUCACUCUCUCUUUUAAUCAGCGUCAUCCUUCGUUUCAGGAUGAAGACGGAAGCUCUUUGUCUUCUGAUUUGUCUCGGAGCCGUCACUGCUCUGACGAGGAAGCAAGAAGCCGCCGAACAAAGUCGCCGGAAGGCCGCUUUAGCAACAACACCGAAGAAACAAGAGCCAGCUGCUGAAGAGGAAUAUGACGACGAUGAUGAGCUUCUAGAUCAAUGUCCGGAGCCGAACGGAUACUUCCCGGACGCGGAACAAUGCGAUAAAUAUUAUGACUGUCGAGAUGGCAAGAUUACGGAAAAGCUUUGCCCCGAUGGUCUUGUUUUCAAUGACUUCAGUCCGCAACAUGAGAAAUGUGAUCUGCCGUUCGGUAUCGAUUGCUCGAAGAGACCGAAAUUACAAAAGCCACAACCGUCACCGCAUUGUCCUCGCAUGCAUGGCUACUUUGCUCAUGAGGAUCCCAGGAACUGCAACACCUUCUAUUACUGUGUGGAGGGCAAAUUCAACAUGAUCACGUGCCCAGAUGGCCUGGUCUUCUCAGAGAAGACUGGCAUCUGCAAUUGGCCGGACGAGGCGCAGAAAAAGGGUUGCGGUUCCCGCGAGCUCUUCAAUUUCACCUGCCCGAAGGUCGACGAGUCCGUGGCCGCGACGCACCCGCGUUACCCGGAUACGGAAGACUGCCAAUACUUCUAUGUGUGCGUCAACGGUGAGGUACCAAGGCGAAGUGGAUGCAAACUUGGCCAGGCAUUUGACGAGCGCACCGGAAAAUGCGAUUGGGCUAGGAAGAUACCCGAAUGCAAAGACUGGUACAAAGGUCAACUGACUGACGAAGAAUUGGAUGCUUUGGAGAAUCCACCACCGAAACCCAGACCUACCGGUGGUCCAAGCAGAAGAAAAGGCAGUAGGCCGACUGAAUAGUCGAAUUUUUAGAUUAGAUGCAUAAUUUUUUAAGUCUCUUUAUUUUUAAACUGUCUCAUUAUGUGCAAUAAUAAACUUAUCUUUAAUACAAAUAUGUUUUUAAAAACAC